ACCUUUGCUGCAUCUGACAGACAUGUUUCAUAAUACUACAACUGAAGAUAGGGCUGUUUUAGUGGAGUUUGAGGAAAACCAGAAUGAACUUCAAACUGAGCUCAGAGCAAUGACCACAAUGGAUCAUCAAGGUUACCAUCCAUUGCAGAACAGCAUGUAUGAUGUGCGCACUGGACAGCCUGGAGGACCUCAGCUGGUUCAGCACACCACUGUGAACAUCACUGCCGAGCCCCCCAAGGACCAUAUAAUCUGGUCCCUCCUCUGUUUUGUUUACUUAAAUCCUUGUUGCCUUGGGCUUGCAGCUCUCAUUUAUUCUAUCAAGGCCAGAGACCGGAAGGUGGCCAGAGAUCUGGAGGGUGCACGACAUUAUGGCUCCACUGCUCGCCAGUUUAACAUCGCUGCCACAGUCCUGGUUGCUAUUGGGAUCCUGGUUUCCAUUAUUAUAAUCAUUGUUCUGUUUAGGCAACUGCAUAUCCUGUUCACAUCUGACUGCUCAGCAAAACAGAAGUUUGCGGAUGACACAACAGUGGUUGGAUACAUCCCUAACAACAAUGAGUCUGGCUACAGGCAGGAAGUGGAACACCUGGAAGGUUGGUGCAGAGAGAACAAUCUCUGCAUCAAUGUGACAAAAACAAAGGAGAUGAUCGUGGACUUCAGAAGAGUCAGACACCCCCUCCUCCCCCUGCACAUUGGAGGAUCUGUGGUGGAAGUGGUCCCCACAUACAGAUGUGUGGUUGAGAGCAUCCUGGGAUCCUGCGUCACCGUGUGGCAUGGAAGCUGUUUUACGGCAGAGCAGAAAGCUCCACAGAGGGUGGUGAAGGCUGAGCAGAGGACGGCUGGACUUAGCUUCUCCAUCACCAUGGACAUUUACACUUCCACAUGCAGAAAAAGGGCCACCUGCACCUCCACCUGA
Molecule: messenger RNA, 913 nt
Organism: Archocentrus centrarchus (flier cichlid)
Lineage: Eukaryota; Metazoa; Chordata; Actinopteri; Cichliformes; Cichlidae
Exons: 5
Coding region: 23-913 (296 amino acids)
Cellular component (GO): plasma membrane
Source: RefSeq, a predicted model, not a curated record